Beauveria bassiana ARSEF 2860 is the source of this 735-nucleotide messenger RNA. RefSeq lists its product as uncharacterized. Gene Ontology annotation, molecular function: protein binding. Lineage: Eukaryota; Fungi; Ascomycota; Sordariomycetes; Hypocreales; Cordycipitaceae. The transcript is spliced from 2 exons. The record is from RefSeq and is a predicted model, not a curated record. The coding region runs from base 1 to 735 and encodes 244 amino acids.
AUGGCAUUCACACUCCAUAUCCGCGACCACGACAGCCCCUUUCAGCUGUCGUCGCCUACACAUAAAUUACCGGGAGCUCCUGUCUUACACGAUCUCGGAUGCAUUGUCAUGGAAGCAUCCCGAGGCUCCAAGAGCGGUCUCGCGUCAGUGCUCUGGUUCACCGCCGCAAGCUGGGGAUUCGGCCCGUCCGCCUGCAGCCUGGUAGCCAUACUGGCAGCUCACGGCGAGUAUGGCAAGAGCACGGCCACCGCGCCGGCGGAGCGGCGCUUCCGCGCGCUCGUCAAGGCGGGCGACCCUGUUGCCAUGGCCAUCGAGGGCGAUAUCCUCUACCGGCAGGGCAAGUACGGCGAGGCCGAGGCGAUCCUCCGCAAAGUCCAGCAAAAGCACGCCGCCGACCUGGGUAACUGGGAGCCCAACUUUCGGCUCGCGUUUGGUAAGACGCUGGCCAGGCGCGACAAGAUGAAUCAGGCCAUUGCCAUGCUCCGCGCGCUGGCUGAUGACGGUUACAUCGAGGCCGACCAGCAGCUCGGCAGCGCGCUGCGGAGCACCGACCCGGACGAGGCUCUGCAGUACCUAUUCAAGGCGGGGUGCACGGGCGCCCUGCACUGCUUCGAGGAAAUGGCCACCAUUGAGCUGGACAAGGCGGUCAAUGCGAAAAACUCGAGCGAUGCUGCUGACCAUAGACUGUGGGCGGGGGAGCUGGCACGACUCGCAGAUAGAAAGGCGGAAUUUUAA